GUGAGAGGCCGCCGCCCUCCCAGGGGCCGGGUAGAGUCCAGGGAAGGUCUGAAGGAGGCUCCUCCCCCCACCCCCGGCGACUGAGUAAGAAAUUGCCUAAUUAUGGCACCUUCAGGAAGAAAACAUGCAGGGAAAUCUGGGAAACUAGCAAUGGAAGCUCAAGUGAGCCGAGCUUAUGAUUUUGACAAAGAAGACAAGAAAGAUCUGAGUGGUUCUGAGGAAUAUGCUAGGGAAGAAGAGACGACAGUAAUUGAAAAGCAUGGGAAAAAAAGACCUUCUACAGUCAUUAGUCAUGAAACAGUUGAAGAAGAUAUGGGGGGUGAAGUACAGAACAUGUUGGAAAGAUUUGGAGCUGAUAUUAACAAGGCUCUCCUUGCAAAGAGGAAAAGAUUGGAAAUGUAUACUAAGGCUUCUCUUAAAACUAGCAAUCAGAAAAUUGAGCAUGUGUGGAAAACACAACAAGAGCAGAGGCAAAAACUCAACCAAGAAUAUUCUCAGCAGUUCCUGACCUUAUUUCAGCAGUGGGAUGUGGAUGUUCAGAAAGCUGAGGAACAGGAAGAAAAACUAGCUAAUAUGUUUCGACAACAGCAAAAGGUUUUCCAACAAGCCAGAAUAGUUCAGAGCCAGAGACUGAAAACAAUUAAACAACUAUAUGAACAGUUCUUAAAGAAUAUGGAAGACUUGGAGAAGAAUCACGAAAGCCUUCUUACAGGUGCACAAAAUGAACUUAGAAAAGAAAUGGCCAUGUUACAAAAGAAAAUUAUGAUGGACACUCAGCAGCAAGAAAUGGCAAGUGUUCGAAAAUCUCUUCAGUCCAUGUUAUUCUGAUGGCUCUUUGAAGAAUGAACUUGGACCUGAGUAAUAUGAUACAAUUACAACCAUUAGCUGAAGGAAAUGCAAAUAUUGGCUGUGGCUUUAGAAAUCGAGUUUAAAGGUUAUCUACUGUUACGUGGCUUGUUUAUCAGUGCAAGAUCUUCUGUUUUAUAUUGAUUGAAAAUGCCUACAUGAAUAAUAAAGAGCAAGUUUAAAUGUACUAUCUUUCAGGUUCUUUGGUAUUAGUGAACUAUUUCCCCCCCAUUGUUAGCAAUUAAAAGCUAAUGGCUUCUAGCAAUAAAGAUUGAAUUGAAUUUCACAUUUCAGCCUCACUAGCUCUUUUUAGCUGCACAAAAUACUAACCAUCUCAACUGCUAAAAAUUGGACUGAGUCCUGAGAAACAUGUAAGUAUAUAUACAUUGAUGUUUUUUAAAAAUCAGUUUGUGUUCUAUAGUAAAUGAAACAGCCAAGAAAGUGAUUCAUUAGUUUGAAAGACUGAACAGAGUAUCUGAACUUCAGUUCUAAGGAAUGAAAGUUAUUUAUAAUUAAAUAACAGGCUCUUGGCACUCACUGAUUGAAAACAUUUCAUAAACAUAUGUACAUUUUAGAGAUUGAUACUGCUAUUUAACAUUCUUGCUUGGGGUAUUUCAUAUCUGCCUUUAUGCAAAAACAAGUAUUCUUUCCAAAUUAAUAUUUACAUGAAAUAACAUGGAAUUUUGAUUUUACUUUCUCAUUCAAGUUUAAGCAAUAUUUUGCCUGUGUACUUUUUUACAUGUAGCACAUGAAAUCUACAAUCACAUUUGAAUUUAGUAAAUACAGAAUUAAUUAGCACAUGCUUGAAAAUCAUUUGGUUAAGCUUGUAGUUACUGAAAAUCAAAGGAUCAAAAUGAAUAAUGUGCCCAAUAGGAGGAGAGGAGUGACUUUCUCACUUUUCACACUUUCCCUCUUCCCCCAAUUUGAGUUUUUCUAGGCUAAUACAAGUCCAUACAGAUUCUCUGUGGUAGUUUACAAAAGAAGCAGUUAAAGAUAAUUUUGCAUUAUGAAUUAAGAGGAACAUUAUUCUUUCUGCAGAAUCCUAUAGAGGGAUGUAAUUUUACUCUUGGGGCAAAGUCUAUACUGGCAAAACAGAUCUUCAGUUCUGUUUCAGAAUUUGAAGAGGGGUAGGGUAUGUAUUGAAUUUAGUCUGUUGGGGGAAAAAGUUCUUCAUAACUAGCUGUAGGAUGUUUUUCAUCAUAUUUAGUUCUUCUAAGGACUAUUUUCUCCUUUGAAGAGAGGACAAAUGAGUUUUUAUAAUUCAGUGCAAAAUCAGCAUUUUCCCCAGCUUGUUAAUAAUAUGUGAAGUAGUUCUCUGAUUGUCUUUCUGAUUAUUCAUUUUGGGACUGGGAGACUGGUGGCAUUUGUAAUAAAUAAUGAAUAAAUUGAAAAGGGCUGGGAGAAUCAUUUGAAACUAAGAUUAUUAGAAGUUGGAAUUCUUUUGAGGUACUGCUAUUCAAUCAAUAUGUGGCCUGGAUUUUAAGAAGUAGGGUUAUUUUGCUAUAGUGGUUUUUAAAUUGUAGUUGUUUGUAGACAAUUCUUGCUUUUCUGUGGGUAACACAAAUCCCAAUAAUUUCUAAACUUCGAUAAUCAACAAUAGUUCUAAAUCAUUUAUCAGUUCUUACUGUUACUGGAAAAAUAUUAAUAGACUUAAGAACUAAUCCAUAUAGGAGCUAGUAAUUUCUCUAGUAGUGGAACAAUGAUCACCUUUGCAUCUGUUAACAGAAAAAUGGCAAACAAUGCUGGGUUGAUAAAAUCUUCUCUUGUAAACACUGUUUUUGAUUUAACUUGAGAUGCAUGCACAUCUUUACCACUUUUGCCCAUUAUUAAAUUAAGACAGCAUUAUGAGCCAUGCACUUGAGGUGUGUCUAAAAAGUGAACUGCCUUAAAAGUUUUUUCACAGAUAAAAGAAAGACUAAUAAUGUAAAAAUUAAUAUUAAAAACAUUCAAAAUAGCCAUUUUAGCUAAUUAAUUU
Molecule: messenger RNA, 2821 nt
Organism: Vombatus ursinus (common wombat)
Lineage: Eukaryota; Metazoa; Chordata; Mammalia; Diprotodontia; Vombatidae
Gene: SYCP3
Product: synaptonemal complex protein 3
Exons: 9
Coding region: 103-828 (241 amino acids)
Biological process (GO): meiotic cell cycle; spermatid development
Cellular component (GO): synaptonemal complex
Source: RefSeq, a predicted model, not a curated record